GUAUGGCUGUGAUAAUAUGAUGAUACCAGGCUAACUAGCUAUUGCUUAUCAUCAAGGAACCGCCUGAUUGUUGGUAAUCAUGGACCAAGGGCUUUAGGUUGAGCUCCUCUGUGGUUGGGAUCAUAAAUUGAUGUGAUUCCUGAAAUAAGGACAUAUCAAUUGAUGACGGACCAUACGGAGGUGGUUGAGCCUGUUUGUUGAUGUUUACCUAACUUACUUUAUUAUUACCUACAAUUUAACACCCAGAAUCGGAAUGAUAGAUCCAUCUAUCUGUAAUACGCAACGAUGGUGUGGGACUGUGGAUGAUGACUCCAAAUCUUCCCUUUAGUUCUCUCCUUCCUUGCUUACGAUUACGAAAAAAUCGAGCGUUUCCAGCAUGUAUCCCUGGGAAGAAAGCGAUAAUACAUUUGUCCCCUUGGCCACAGGGACCUUAUUGUAGACAACUGGAAGGGACUUGGAACUCCAAUUAAUGCCCAACACAAGAAGUCUUGAAUGCUCUUUCGGACAGAUUUUGAUGUCCUAUCUAUCAUACUCCAAUUAAUGUCCAACUUGUCGAAAAAUUUCCAGCUGCUGUAAAUGCAGUCUUCAUAGUGUCACAUUUUAGAGUUCUUGCACAUGAUUCUGCAUGCGCGACUAGCUCAACUAUAUGUUUUUUCCUGACUAUUCAUCUGUUUCACAGUUCUUGUCCCACUUGAAGAGCAUUCAUAUCGAUUCACUGGAACUUUUACGAGGAUCUAAAUAAGCCUCCUUCCCGGGCUCAUCAACCGUCUCUUUCUUAUCUUAUGUAGGCUCUUUGUUUUGUAACUACAAGGAGUAUGAGGAAUUUAAUCUUGGAAAUGGCCUAACUGAAGUUCGAACUUCAUAAAAAGCUGUACUGCAGGAAUGUUCUCCCUGCUACGGUCCAGGACAGUGAAAAAGAGAACGAUUGUUGUUGGUUUAAAAGAUGAUCACAGGAGCAGGGAAGUUCUGCUGCGUUUACUCAACUUGGUGGCUAACGCAGGCGACACUGUUCUUGCUGUUCAUGUGCAAGAACUAGAUGGCUGCGGAUUUGAUCCCAAUACGUUUCAUAUUCAUGAAGAUGUUUGCAAGGCCAAACAGGUAUUACUUCUUAUCUCGUUGCAGGUGGAUUUUCAGGUAAAGGUUUGUACCGGAAACUCUUACAUGGUUGCACUGAGUCAUCAAGUACGGACUAAUUUUGCGACAAUUCUUGCCCUCGGAUGCAGCAGCUUUCUGCCUGAGGAUUCAAAGGUUUCAAAAUGCUUGAAAACACUGCCCCCUACUUGUACCCUUUUAGUAAUGGAUAGUUCCGGGAAGAUUCUUAUAAAGAUGACAGGGACUUCACAGCAAGGCUCCUCUUCCACAAAUAAAGUCCUUCGAUCUUCUUUAUCAACUCCAAAUUCCAACAUCUCCGAUCAAUCAGCACGGAAAGUACAUCUGGUGAAAAAAUCAGUGUCAAUGCCAGUUUCAUCAGCCUCACCCUCAAAUAUCAGAACUGAAAUUUCAGCGAACGGUGAUACACAACCAUUGAUGACUCCGAAACAAUUUCAAAGAUUAGCCACUUUGGAUAUAAAAGGAUCUGGCAGGCGCUUUAGUUCGGAACAACUUAAACAUGCAACAAAUAACUUUGCUCAUGGAAAUCUUAUUGGAGAGGGUGGUCACAGUAUGGUAUACAGAGCUAAGCUUGAAAAUGAUAGAGUUGUUGCUGUGAAAGUUCUUAAGACCAUGAAAAAAUCCUCUGAGGAUUUCUUUUUCCGAGAAGUAGAGAUUCUAAGUAGUUUAAAUCAUGAAAAUAUAGUUCAACUUAUUGGGUAUUGUUAUAGUCAAGAUAUGAAAGCUGUUGUCUGCAAUUUACUGGACUGUAGCUUGAAGCAAAGGCUGAAACAGCUUGAAUGGAAUGACAGAUUGAGGGUUGCUAUUCAUGUUGCGAAUGCAUUAGAUUACCUCCAUUCUUUCUCUCCCCCAAUUAUACACAGGGAUGUGAAGUCAUCUAACAUUCUUCUCUCAGACGAUGGCCAACCUCAACUGUCAGAUUUUGGAGCUGCAACAGUACAUCAACAGACUCAGAAAACAUCUACGCGUGAAAGACCAUUUGAUGUAGUUGGGACCUUUGGAUACAUGGCACCAGAGUACAUGAUGUAUGGAAAAAUUGAUGAAAAGAUUGAUGUUUACUCGUAUGGGGUUGUUCUGCUGGAACUAAUCACUGGGAAAGCAGCUAUACAGACAAAUCAGGCAUCUCAAAAUCAAAGCUUGGUUUUAUGGGCGAAAUCUCUACUUGAUUCUAGCUUAAGUGAAUGUCUAAUUGAUCCUUUCCUAGAUGAAGAUUACGACAAGGAUGAGAUGGCAACGAUGAUGACUGUAGCUCGACUAUGCCUCUUGGAUUUAUCUUCCAGUAGGCCAACCAUGAAGACGGUUCUGCAACUAUUUGAGGAACCAGAGUAUCUGAUUCUUGAGCAGUGGUUAGAGAUGCCGAUUAAGAAACAAGAGCUCUUUGAUGGAAUUAGUCAGAAUGGUGAGACAGAGUCAUCUCACUUUGAUGAAACAACUUCUACUUGACCAUAGCUCAUUGAUGAGAUGAGUAAUACAUUCCCAAAAACAAAACAAAGAAAAUUCCAGCACUUACAU
Molecule: messenger RNA, 2622 nt
Organism: Daucus carota subsp. sativus
Lineage: Eukaryota; Viridiplantae; Streptophyta; Magnoliopsida; Apiales; Apiaceae
Product: probable serine/threonine-protein kinase PBL21
Exons: 7
Coding region: 883-2553 (556 amino acids)
Biological process (GO): protein phosphorylation
Molecular function (GO): ATP binding; protein kinase activity
Source: RefSeq, a predicted model, not a curated record